AUGGCGGAGGGGAAGCCUUACCGGUACGGACUCAUAGUGGCCGGCCUCUCUGUGGUUGCCGUGGGCCUGUUCCUCAUGAUGCAGGAGCGCCCGCACGUCUACGUGACGAUGUGCGUCGUCGGAGUCACCAUGGUCUGUGCUGGGACAGUGUGGAGCCUCUGCCAGUGCUAUCCCAAGGUCGUCGUGACGCCCGUGACUCAGAAGGAAAGCCUGGAGGAUCUGAUGUGCUCUGCCAGAGAUGAGCGGAAUGCUGGGUGUCGGCCGGGUUCCUGCGGCCAAAAGUCGGACGGUGUGCCGAUGAAUGAGAGCCGCAGCUGUCCCACGCUGCACCUGGUCUGAAGGAGAGAGCGAAGCGAACCCAGCAAACUUCACUGGGUCAAAAACACAAGCAACUCAGGGCUGAAGCCGAAUGACAGAACCAGCAACACAAAAAAAUAUAUAAUAUAUGUAAUAGAACAAGUCUUGUGCUGUGUUGUCAUGGGAAAUUAUUUAAUGAACGUUUUUUACACUGUAGUCCCAGCAGAUGGCGCUGUUUACAGGGAAAAAGAAGGAUUUCUAUUAUUAUUAUUCCACCUGAAGAACUGCGUGUUUUUAAAGAUACAUUUCCCAAAACUGUUUUUUGUUUGUUGUUUUUUAGACUCGUUGAUGCUACAAAUAAAGCAGGUUGCUACAAUUCUCCAGUGGUAAAAUAUUACUACUAAUAAUAAUACACAUGUUUGAAAGCAGAUUUGUUUUGCUUGUUCUCCAUCCUUGUUAAAGACACAAAUCUGAAUAAUAAAAAAAAAGAAUCGCAAUUCUUUCAGCCCUGAAUUGUAAUACAAAAGUAGGCAAUAUUUUUAAUAUUAAAUUCAAAGUUGUCAAUCUGUGGACUUUUCCUUUUUCUAGAUGUAAAUUAUAUGACAGCUGUGCAUGAAAUCCAACUUAUGUAUAACUCCAUUUUGUUCAAAUCCAGCAUUGAUGAUGCAUUUUUCCCCCUGACGCAAACAAAUUUCAUAAGCUCUUUCAAUCUAUUCAAUAUUUGCUUUUAAAGAAAUCACAGAUGUCAGCUACUCAACCUAAUGAAGCAAACACAAGUCCCAGUGCCCAGCUGAGCAUCAGAAGGUUUCAAGCAAAAGCAUCUUGAAUAUGAGCUCAAGUCACAAAAAUUUGAAAUUCAACACCAUGCUUAAAAUAUAAGAUAAAUCCACGUAGUGGAAACGCCAGAGAACAGAGAUGCAUUCGGCAUAAAAUUCUUGAAAUCGCAUGAGAGUCCAACAAUAACUGAAGCAACGAUGUGAAGCAGAUUCUCUUGGUAUGUUUCUAGUUUCCAUUCUGACUCUAAAAAGAGGAAUAAAAGUCUUUAAAAAACGAUCCCAAAAGAGACUCCAAUGUGCAUUCAGGUAAAAACGGAUACAUCCACUCCCUCCAGCAAGU
This is a messenger RNA of Poecilia reticulata (guppy), 1413 nucleotides long. RefSeq names its product barttin CLCNK type accessory subunit beta (gene bsnd). Gene Ontology annotation, cellular component: basolateral plasma membrane. Gene Ontology annotation, biological process: chloride transport. Gene Ontology annotation, molecular function: chloride channel regulator activity. The record is from RefSeq and is a predicted model, not a curated record. Lineage: Eukaryota; Metazoa; Chordata; Actinopteri; Cyprinodontiformes; Poeciliidae.